Messenger RNA from Cylindrotheca closterium, 462 nucleotides. The record is from the annotation of a GenBank genome assembly. Lineage: Eukaryota; Bacillariophyta; Bacillariophyceae; Bacillariales; Bacillariaceae.
AUGGCGACUAGAGUGGUUUCUUUACUGGAAAUGAUUGCCUCGCGAGGGGGCAUUGUCAAGACUACCAACGCGCCAGGGGCUUGGGCUAUUAUUGCACAAUGGAGAAGAUAUUUUGAACUCAAGGGCGAAGAAGUGGAUGAAGAAGAAUAUACGGAAGAAUUCAAGCGAGCCUUUGCAGAUGUGCGAAUGGAACAGAAAAGCGAAGACCAGCAGCAGCAAUUGAAAGAGACAAUCCUGGCGCCCAUUGCUGACCCAGGAGUCGUGGAAGCCCGCAAAUAUUUUGCCAUGCAAUACUUGCGAAGUUUGACCCAAGAAUCACAAUCCGGUAUUCCAACACCAUCUUCCAAUCCUUUUCCUUCUGGUCCAACUGUAGAGGAACGAAAUGCGCAAGCAGAGCGCAUCCUCAACAAUCCAGACUUGAGGAUUCCAACAGGAGAUGAAUUUCUGAACCUUGCACAAUAA